Messenger RNA from Phyllopteryx taeniolatus (common seadragon), 3381 nucleotides. Its product is annotated as PDZ and LIM domain protein 5-like. Gene Ontology annotation, molecular function: muscle alpha-actinin binding; actin binding. Lineage: Eukaryota; Metazoa; Chordata; Actinopteri; Syngnathiformes; Syngnathidae. Gene Ontology annotation, biological process: heart development; muscle structure development; actin cytoskeleton organization. Bases 224 to 1825 code for a protein of 533 amino acids. The record is from RefSeq and is a predicted model, not a curated record. Gene Ontology annotation, cellular component: adherens junction; filamentous actin; stress fiber. The transcript is spliced from 13 exons.
UCCUCCUCCUCCACUCUCCCCUCCCCUCUGUCAUACAUAAGAGCAUUUGCUCCCCCGUGCCCCCUUCACACACACUCAGUGUGUUUGCUGGGAAGGGGAUUGUCCAGGGGACACCAGGGGAGUAUUAUACCGUCUUCACCUGCCUGCAAAGGAGCUAUUUUCCUCUCUGGGGAUUCUAAUAAAGCUUCCUUCAACAUAGCAAAAACCUGCGGCAAGUAAAACCAUGAGCAGAAACUACAACGUCACUCUCUGUGGCCCCGCCCCCUGGGGCUUUCGGCUCCAAGGCGGAAAAGACUUCAACCUGCCCCUCACCAUCUCCAGGCUGAAUGACGGCGGUAAAGCGGUUAAAGGCGGCAUCGCUAUCGGAGAUACGGUUCUGUCCAUCGACGGCAUUGCCACUGAGGGGAUGAACCACCUGGAGGCCCAGAACAAGAUCAAGAACUGCACAGGCAACCUCAGCCUCACCUUACAGAAAGUUGCCAGUACCUCCAAGCCCCCUCCAGUGGCACCAAAGGUGAACAGGUGUGACAUCAUAAAACCCGUGCCCAUGACACAUCCCCCUUCCCCACCCAACAAGACUCCAAAACCCUACGGGGGCUGCGGGUCGGAACUUUCCUCGCGGCCCUCCUCGGCCGCCUUCAUUCCGUCCCCGUCGUUCGCCUUCACCCCCGCCGCCUCACACCCUCAUCCCGCUUCCUCAUUCCCUGUGGGCCCGCCGCAGUCGUCGGUGUACAACACGCCCAUCCACCUCUACUCCACCGAGAACGCCUGUGAGGUGGCCAUGGGGCAAAGGCGAGGCCUAUUUGAGAGUCAGGGUGGACAAGCCUUUAAUGGGCCUCCCCGAAGACAUAUCGUGGACACGGACAUCCAGUUCUACCACGUGCCCACCCACGCUGACGCCAGCCGGAAGCGCAUCAUGGAGGACACGGAGGACUGGCGCCCGCGCACUGGGACCACCCAGUCCAGAUCUUUCAGGAUUCUGGCUCAGAUUACGGGCACCGAGAACGCUCCAGAAGAGGAAGCAGACACAGCCAAGAAGACAAAUCAAGAAGAACCUGAGUCCAGCAGCCACGAGUCCGCUACUAUCAAGACAAUGAUCAAAUCGCCCACAACAACUCAAGGUGUCAGUUCACAGUGUGGUUUAAUCACACCUUCCUUUGGCAUGAAGUCCAAUGGCAGCACGCCCAGUUGUCCUGCUCCCGCACGCCCUGUGCCUCGGGCCCACCCGAAAGACGAGGACUCACUGGUGCAAAUGGCGGAGCACUACCCUGCGGGGACUCGCACUCCCAUGUGUGGCCACUGCAAUAAGGUCAUCCGGGGACCAUUUUUGGUAGCAAUGGGCAAAUCGUGGCAUAAUGAAGAAUUCAAUUGCAUCCACUGCCACACAUCCCUCGCCGACAUCGGCUUUGUGGAAGAGCAAGGCUGCGUUUACUGCGAACAUUGCUACGAAGACUUCUUUGCACCGACGUGUAGCCGCUGCCAGGCCAAGAUACUUGGGGAAGUGAUUAAUGCCCUGAAGCAGACGUGGCACAUCUACUGCUUCCUGUGCGCCUCCUGUCAGCAGCCCAUCCGAAAUAACACCUUCCACCUGGAGGAUGGGGAACCUUACUGCGAGCAAGACUUCUACAGUUUGUUCGGCACAGGUUGCCAUGGCUGCGAGUUUCCCAUUGAAGCGGGAGACAAGUUCCUGGAGGCACUGGGCUACACGUGGCACGACACCUGCUUUGUGUGCGCCGUAUGCUCCACCAGUCUGGAGGGCCAGACUUUCUUCUCCAAGAAAGACAAACCUCUUUGCAAGAAACAUGCACAAACGCUAAAAAUAUAACUUUUUUUUUUUUUGAGGUGAUGAUAUUUUUAUUGAUUAGAAUUUUUUUCCUCAUUAUUACCAGAAGCGUUAUUUCUAAUAGUUAUAGAUAAAACAGAAUUGUUUUCAAAACACAACAAUAAUACAAUUUACAUUAUGACAAACAAUUUUUUAUUCCAUUAUUUUUUUGCUUUUUUUUCCAAGCAUUUUGACAUAAUUUUGACAAAAAAAAUAAUUUUAAGCAUAAUUUCAAGGUGAUGAAAUAAAUAAUGGCAAAUAUGCUCACAUUUAUGCAGUCCACAUGUACCGUAUGUAAAAAGGUGAUUACCCGCACACUAUACUUAUAGUACAGUUUAAUUGGAUCAUAUUAUUUAUUUUACACUAUAUUGUCAUGCACAUUUUGAUUAAUUAUUGCAUAUAUUUUCUACUAACUUUCCUCCUAAUACAUAUAUUUUAAGAUGAACUGGCAAAAAAGGAAAUGUUUAAUAAUUCAAAAGUGUCUUUGUAUAGUAAGUCGUAGUAGUAAAGGUCUCAUCUGCAAUUGAGUAAUAGUAUUACAUUAUGACAUACCAUUUAUUUGAUGUAUUCUAUAUUUGUUUUGCAAUUAUCAAAAUAUAUAACUUAAUGUUGUCACAAAAAUGUUCCUUUUUUAUAAUUUGAAGAGUGUGGAAUAAAUAAUUGCAGUAUGUAUGCAUUACACAUAUAAAAAGGUAGAUACUAUUACCCACACACUGUACUUAUAGAACAGUUUUUAAACGUAUUAUUUUACGUCGUAUCGUCAUGCACGUUUCCCAUUAAUUAUUGCUAAUAUGUCUACUGAGAAUCAUUUAAACAGAAAUAUGUUUGUGGAAAAAUAAAGACGCCAUCUGCGGUUAAGACUGUAUUUAAGCGCUAUGUUAUUAAUAUUUAAUUAUUAUUACAAGUCCCCAUGUGGAAAGACUAGCGUUUCAAUCCGACAGCGUGUGCGCAUGCUCGCGAAGCACAGGCGCACGCUCUCACAGGUACGCGCACGCAUGACGUGACACUCAAGCACGCGCACGGCGUGGAGACUGGAGUGGAGAGUGUCAGUCCAUCCAAAAGUCUCUCCAACUCACAUCUUUUACACCGGACUUAGUGACUUGCUUCUUUUCUUUAGCGAGCUUCUCGACACCGUGACGGGACGCUACGUCGGCACCAGGUGGGUAAGCUUAGCAGCGUUUUUCGGGGGUUGAAAAGGCGCAGGUCUCGCGCCGUCCAGAUGUGCUGGUUUAAUGUUUGACACGAGGAAGCUUUCGGACUCCUGACUAGCAAGCCAGUUGACGUUUUUAUUUAUUUAUUUUUUGCUUUCAUUGUGUUAAAUGUGUGAAAUAAGCCUGCUAAUAGGUCCAGAUAAGUCUCACUUAUGCGUGUAUUAUGGCGACUUUAUGUUCGCUAGUUCAAAAAUUGGUAAAACGUCACUAAUGUACUAUCAUGGUAUCAUGUUUAGCAAGGGCUAACCUGUUUGUUAGACUGUAAUCCGCAUGUUGAAUAAGAUGCACUUUCAAUUCAAUAAAUUUCGGCAUAUAAGUGGUAAAAAACAUUAAAUAAAUGAAGAUGUG